This is a messenger RNA of Papaver somniferum (opium poppy), 942 nucleotides long. RefSeq names its product probable E3 ubiquitin-protein ligase XERICO. The transcript is spliced from 2 exons. Lineage: Eukaryota; Viridiplantae; Streptophyta; Magnoliopsida; Ranunculales; Papaveraceae. Bases 166 to 624 code for a protein of 152 amino acids. The record is from RefSeq and is a predicted model, not a curated record.
AGCACCAUGAAUGCCUAAAACAGAACCCCUUAUUUAUUUGAUUGAGGAACUAAAAUCAAUCCUUGCUCAGCUAGUUUAACCUGCAAACAUAAACUAUAUAUAAGAAGAAAGAAUCAUUCCUUUCAUUUCAGAAAUCUCUCCAAUUCCAAAAUCAUAUCAUUAAAAAUGGGUCUUUCAAGCCUUCCAGCUCCUUCAGAAGGAGUACUCUGUGUAAUCCUUGUUAACACAGCUCUAUCAAUCUCAAUUUUCAAAGGCAUUAUUCGAUCAAUCCUUCACAUAGUUGGUAUUAAUACAUCAUCAUCGUCGCCGCAGUCCGAUUCCAUUGAAAAUCCAUCAGAACCAUUUGAUUUAUGUCUUACACAAUCAGGCACAUUCGUGGAAGAAUUCAGGAGCCGGAUUCCAACAGUUCAAUUCGGUUCAGUUUGUAAGUCUAAACAGUAUGACCAUGAUUGCUUGGUAUGCCUUAACCAGUUUGAACCCGAAUCAGAAAUAAACCGCUUGUCUUGUGGUCAUGUUUAUCACAAGGUCUGUUUGGAGAAAUGGUUAGAUUACUGGAACAUCACUUGUCCUCUAUGCAGAACCCCGCUGAUGCCUCCAGACGAGACUACUUCAUGCCUUUGGUAGAGUUCAUGAACAUAAUUUCGACUCAUUCGAUGGAGGUAUUUACUCCAAUACCACUCAUUAUCAUUGAGAAGUAGUGUACAGUUAUAUUUGUGUUAGUAAUAGUACUAGUAGUAACAGUGGUAAUGCUGUACAGGGAAGGUAUUGUAUCCAGUACUUAGUAUGUACGUAAGGUUACACGUAAAUAGGGUGUAGUUUAUACUUAUGUUGUAUCGAACCUAGCAUUUUGAUAUCAAUCUUUUCAUGUACAGACAUGUUGUUUUCUUUUGCUUCAUGACGAAAGCCUUUUAAAUUCUAUUUAUGAGCUUCAGUUUUGAUUUA